GUACCAUCCAACCGGACUGCGCACACAAGGAAAGGUUCAAGCUCACUGUAACCCCCGAUUUUCCUAAUUUUCCUUUCGAUCAAUCAACCUCUUUAAAUAUUUAAACAGCCAAAAUUUCCAUUGUACAUUUUCCGCUAUGUCAUCUGAAACGUCUAGACCGACUACUCCCGCCAGAGGCAGCAUAAUAUUACAGCGCGAUUUUCAUGGAAGGUUGAUGCUAUGUGACAAUAUACAAAAUAAUUUGAUCACUGUAGAGGAUUGGAUUGCUCAUGAACGGACUCGUAUCGGCCAAAAUGUACAGCCAAGACAUUGUGAAGAUUACGAAGUGUUAGCACAAAUCAUUGACGAUGUCUUUCACUUUCAACAACAAUCGAACGACAACUGGAAUAUGGAUAAUCCACCACGGAUACGAUCACACACCAAGGUACCGGUGAAGCAGGCUGCCGUUGAUGUUAGACCGCCGACUAAGUUAGAAAAACCCACUCCUCAAAAUAACUUGUCCGGCCUCAAUACACCGAAUCUUUCGCCUACCACCUCAGACCCCCUAUCCAAUCCACCACCAUGCAAUAAGCCAGAUUCGCCCGAUCAUUCACUUCCACAAACGCCAUCACCCAUUUUAUCCCCGUCGCCACCGACUGGAGCGAACGAAAUCCGAUGGAUGUCGCCGUUUCAUCGCCUGUAUGCCUAUUCUGCACAUGCAGAUGGAUGCAUUAAUGUGUCUAUUGAAUUAGACGCGCUGCAAAAGUUGUGCGACUCAUGGGAUGAUCAAAACGCUUCAUCUGACUAUAUAAAAAAUCUCAAGAAUAUCAUUUCAAAGCAUGUUGCUGCUUUGAUACAAUCCAUUGCAUUGGAUGCUACAGACCAUAAAGAUUUUGAAAUCAUGAUGGACAUCCGAGCUGAAAUGAUUCUAUAUCUUGAGCACAACUACCACUGGUCUACCAUGAGCGGCAGAUUCGCUGGAUAUUUUAAUUUUGCAAGUUUUGUUCAACUCGUGACAGAUGCACAACAAAGCAUCCAAGAACCUGCAGAUGUUGCCAAUAAGGUUUCGCAUGCUGACCAGCAGCCAAAAAUGAAGCGGCCCGGUAAGCGGCGAAGUUUGCGUGAAGACAACGAUGGCGGUUCUAGCGAAGACUAUGACGAAUCCGGCGAAGAUUUUGCAAAAAGAAAACGACAGCAAUCUAUUACAGCGCUUCAAGAACGACUACACAAGAUGAAAGUUGAAAUAGAAAAAGGUGGUCUUGUAAGACUUCAUAGCUCCGAAGAAGAUGACCAUUCAUAAACUUGUAUUAUAUGUAUUCCUUUACGACCUAAAUGUAUAGUAUGUCCCUCGAUACCAUCCCCCCCCCCUCUAUUCUGUUUGUUUUAUUUCUGUAGUUACCACCACCACACACUCAUUUGACUAAACACCCUGAUUUUCGCUCUCUCUUUUUUGGAAGGGGGUGAGGCAGAAAAAUCCAUCUUUGGUACGAACUGACUU
This is a messenger RNA of Umbelopsis ramanniana AG, 1477 nucleotides long. RefSeq lists its product as uncharacterized. The transcript has a single exon. The coding region runs from base 137 to 1279 and encodes 380 amino acids. Lineage: Eukaryota; Fungi; Mucoromycota; Umbelopsidomycetes; Umbelopsidales; Umbelopsidaceae. The record is from RefSeq and is a predicted model, not a curated record.